AUGUAUUUUUUCACGGCUCUUGUCAGUUUCCUCCUUUUCACUGCCGCAACAGCGCAGGGCCCAAGCGGCUGCUCUCCAACUCCCAACGAUGCUGCCGUUGUUGAAUUUGGCUGGGCGCUCAGCUCCUAUCUGGAUCAAUUCUAUUCACAGAAACCGUUGAACAACUCUUUCCUGGACAGUGCCCCGAACAGCGCAACCGCUGAAUAUGUGUUCAACCUGCAAGGCAUCCAGCGAAAGAACCUCCUUGCUGUACGCGCAGCCCAGAUCCUUGCCUCCCGGAUCCCCAAUGUCCCUCGCCCUGGGUGUAAUUUCACAUUCCCGACAUCCCCAAAUGGUCAGACAUUUGUCCAGAACGCUCUGAUGGUUGAACGGGCUGCUUCCGGCGCCUUCGUCGGGCUAGCAGCGUAUACCAGGUCGCCGGAGGUCUCCUUCCUGAUGUCCAGAUUGGCUGCUGAGCGUGCGGCCCAUGCUUACUACCUUGCUGCGCAGCAGAUGACCGCUGAUUUUCCGUCAAAUAGCACGUCCCUUAUUCAGGCGUAUUCGCCGCAGCAUGUGUUGAGAUCGGAUAACCGGCCUGGGAAUCUUGGGCAGUUUCUCCACGGCUGUUUGAAAGCGCCGCCGUCGCCGUGUGGCCUGCCACUAGGGAUUGGGCCGCUGGGUGGUAGCUUUGGACCAACUUCGGCGUCCAUUACUACGAUGCCUACUAUGUGUCCUUGA
Aspergillus puulaauensis is the source of this 717-nucleotide messenger RNA. RefSeq lists its product as uncharacterized. Lineage: Eukaryota; Fungi; Ascomycota; Eurotiomycetes; Eurotiales; Aspergillaceae. Bases 1 to 717 code for a protein of 238 amino acids. The transcript has a single exon. The record is from RefSeq and is a predicted model, not a curated record.